Messenger RNA from Capsicum annuum, 1092 nucleotides. RefSeq names its product expansin-like B1. NCBI's taxonomy places the organism in Eukaryota, Viridiplantae, Streptophyta, Magnoliopsida, Solanales, Solanaceae. The coding region runs from base 45 to 803 and encodes 252 amino acids. The transcript has 5 exons. The record is from RefSeq and is a predicted model, not a curated record.
UAUUCUUAUAUUGCUUACUAAAAUUAAUAACCAACUCUCAAAUAAUGGCUUCUUCUCAAAUUCUUGCAAUAUUUUCAACAUUUUUAAUUUUCAUGCAAAUUUAUUUUGGAAAUGCACAGAGUUUUAUUCAAUCUAGAGCAGCUUAUUAUCCAAAUUCAGAAGAAAAAGGAACAGAAAGUGGUGCAUGUGGAUUUGGUACUUUUGGAGCAACAAUCAACGGUGGAGAUGUAUCCGCUGCAUCUGAUCUCUAUCGAGAUGGCCUAGGAUGUGGUGCAUGCUAUAUGGUGAGGUGUACAAACAGUAAUUACUGUUCAGAAAAUGGAGUUAAUGUGGUAAUUACUGACCAUGGAGCAAGUGCUAAUACAGAUUUUAUAUUAAGCCAAAGGGCUUUUUCACAUAUGGCCCAAACUAAAGAUGCUGCUACUUCUUUAUUAUCACUUGGUAAUGUGGGCAUUGAAUAUACAAGGAUUUCUUGCAGCUACCCAAACAAGAAUAUUACAUUCAAGAUUGAUGAAAGUAGUGAUAAUCCUUAUUAUUUGGCUUUUGUUAUAUGGUAUCAACAAGGCAAAACUGAUAUUUCUGCUGUUCAAUUGUGUGAGACACAAAAUUUUGUAUGCAAAUUAUUGGAUAGGACACGUGGCGCAGUGUGGACAAGUUCAUCACCUCCAAAAGGAGAAUUACAAAUAAGAAUGUUAUUAAGUUUUGAUGAUGGAGAUGAAAAAUGGAUUAUUCCAGUGAAUAAUAUUCCUGAAAAUUGGAAAGUUGGUGAAAUAUAUGAUUCUGGAAUACAAGUGGAUCAAUAAACUUGUACCGUCGAUGAUGAGUUGACCUAUACGCGUCUGUUAUAGAUCUGAUGUUGCAACAUGACAUAGUAAUUUCCGUAAUUAUUAUCGUGGUUGUUGUCGACAAGAAGAUAUCGAAUUGGAUAAGCAGCUAACAUAAAUUACUAUCGUAAAAGGCAUUUUGUAUAGUUUGUAAAGAAAAAAAUUAUUUAAUAUUGUUUGUUGAUUAAAUUUGUCAUAUAAAAAAAAUAUAUAUAGAGAGAGAGAGUAUAUUUGCUCUUUUCAAUAAAAAUAACUUUUGUGUGCAUUA